Molecule: messenger RNA, 215 nt
Organism: Perkinsus marinus ATCC 50983
Lineage: Eukaryota; Perkinsozoa; Perkinsida; Perkinsidae
Exons: 2
Molecular function (GO): 3'-5'-RNA exonuclease activity
Source: RefSeq, a predicted model, not a curated record
AAGUUGUACAGGGCUGGAGUAACAGCCAAAAUGGAGUGCUACCGGUCAUCGUGUGUGGUGAUUUUAAUUCAACACCGGAAUCGGCGGUUUAUGAACUCCUCACGACUGGUCGGCUGAGCCCCUCCUCAAUACCGGUACGCUGGAUUAUAUAUGCUUUACUCAAAAUUCUCUUCGAGGCCUGGCAGUGUCUAACACAUACAGUUAUGAGGAGCUGA